CUUCAUCGUAAGUGUUGAUAUACAGCAGAGUGAAUGAGCAAAUGAAGCUAACGGUGCUGGGGCAGGACUCCAUCGUGGUCACCUUCACCUCCAUGAAACAAACAGUUAGAGUAACUGUAUCGGCCAACGGCUGUCCACAUGGGAUACCACAUUAUAAAAAGGUGAAGCACAGAAUCAACAGGGACGAGGAAUGGUGUGCGCUGAACCGGUCCGUGGUGUACACCAAGAAGCAGUUUCAGAAGACUCUGUCCCGGUUCAUAAAUUAUAUCUUGCUGGCAGCAGGCCUGAGAGAAAUCAGCCGACCCAGGCCCACUCAAAGGAAGACCAUCGUGAGUGAAGCCAAAGCUGCGGUCACACCCAGAGGGAAGGCGGGAGAGGGAGAGGUGCACAGCCUCACCCUGUGGAAGGCCUUGCCCUCCAACUGCCCACUGCUGCUGCAGAAGCUCCUGCAAAAGCAAGACAUCGGCCGCGGCUGCAGGUGCUUUGUAAAGCCACCCCAGUGCUGGCGUGACCCCUACUGCCUGCUGCGGUAUGACCUGAACAGCCCCCUGCAGGAGGACCCGCCUCUGCUGGUGAAGAACAAUGCUGUGGUGCAGGGCAUGGUCCUGGUGAGCCCGGGUCCAGGAGGGGAUUCGCCGCCAACUGCCUGCCACCCUGGUCUCCUGCAGCCCCUGCCCUUGUGGAAUCACAGAUGUGGGAGAGGGGAGGAGAGGCAGUCCGUGGGAUCCUCUCGCCGCCCAGGCGGAGGCCCAGAGUGCAGAAGGAGUGACCGAGAGGCACGCAGCACGUAGAGCCCGUGAAUUUCCCAUUCCAGGAAAUGAAAGGGACAGGUGACAUUUAACCCGGCGGACCAAAUUCUCUUCAUCUGUUUGUUUUAAAAUCACUUUUACUAAAAAGUGGAGCAUAGAAACAUGUAUAUUCAUUGUAGAAAAUUUGGAAAGUACAGUUUAGAAACUCGUUGCCUCGUGCUAGGAUUCCUGUGUUCCCAGCGGGCCAGGUCCCCGCGGGCCCACGCCUCGUCUGUUCACGCAGCUCCCGGGAGCCCGGGGCUCACCCUGCUGGCGUUUUGCUGUCUGGCCUUUCGGUCUUUCUUCUGCCUUUGAGGUCCUGCUUUGUGAAGUACGAUUUUGAACUGCCGUGUAGCAGCCUGUCGUGUCGUUUCUCUAGCUGUGCUCCUUUUGUCUGCUGUUGAGGUUAUUUCCUAUUUUGUUUUUUUUUUGGCCAUAACAAAUAGCACUGUAAUGGAUGUCCCUGCACAGAAAUCUUUGGACAGCUCUCAGCUUGUUGGAGACUGACACGUGGAGGGUGGGCUUCAGAGAGCAGUGGGACAAGCUCCCUGCCCUCACAGGGCUCCCAUCCCGCGGGGCCAGCUGGUUGU
Messenger RNA from Diceros bicornis minor, 1378 nucleotides. RefSeq lists its product as uncharacterized. The record is from RefSeq and is a predicted model, not a curated record. Bases 42 to 791 code for a protein of 249 amino acids. The transcript is spliced from 6 exons. Lineage: Eukaryota; Metazoa; Chordata; Mammalia; Perissodactyla; Rhinocerotidae.